CCUGGGAAACCGGCAGCUACCGGGCGUGUGCGCGGGCGGCAACCGGCCGGCCGGUCCGCACGCCUCCCUCCGCGGACGAUGGGGGACCCGCCGCCCGACCCCGAGCAGCCGCCGCCCGGCAGCUCCCAGGGCUCCGAGCCGCGGCGCAGCGGGGAGGCCCCCUUCGUCCAGUUCUCGCUGCCCCCGGAGGCGCCGCCGGCGCAGCUCGCAGCCCCGAGGGGCAGCCAGGAGGGGCCGGCGGGCCAGGGCUGGGCGCCGGGGGCCGGCCUGGGCCCCGACGAGGAGCCGGGGGGCAGCGCGGAGUACCUGCUCUCGGACGCCCAGCGCCAGGCCUACCUGGACGAGGACGGGCUGGAGGCCGAGCUCCUGGAGCAGCUGCAGCAGGGCCGGGGCAGCCUCCUCCAGCAGCUGGAGGCGGCCUUCCAGGACCCCCAGCCCGACGCCGCGGGCCAGUUCGCGUACCGGAGAGAGGACCAGCCGUUCGGCGAGGAGGCCCCGCACGGGCCCUACGCGAGCGAAGACCCUUCCCUCCAGUUCUCGCCCUCCGAGCUGGGCUUCCUGCCCUUUGACAUGGAGGUGUCGGAGCCGGAGCCCCGGGAGCUGGCCGUGCAGAACGCCAAGGCCUACCUGCUGCAGACCAGCAUCCGCUGCGACCUGAGCCUGUAUGAGCACCUGGUGAACAUGCUGACCAAAAUCCUGAACCAGCGCCCAGAGGACCCCUUGUCCAUCCUGGAGUCGCUGAACCGCACCACACAGUUGGAGUGGUUCCACCCCAAGCUGGACUCGCUGCGGGAUGACCCCGAGAUGCAGCCCACCUACGAGAUGGCCGAGAGGCAGAAGUCGCUGUUCGUCCGGGGCGGCGGCAGUGCUGAGGGCGAGCAGGAGAUGGAGGAGGAGGUGGUAGACACGGCCGUGCCCAACGUCAUGGAGUCAGCCUUCUACUUCGAACAGGGUGGCGUGGGCCUGAGUUCCGACGAGAGUUUCCGCCUCUUCCUGGCCCUGAGGCAGCUGGUAGAGCAGCAGCCCAUCCACACCUGUCGCUUCUGGGGCAAAAUUCUGGGGCUCAAGCGCAGCUACCUGGUGGCCGAGGUGGAGUUCCGGGAGGGCGAGGAGGAGGUGGAGGAGGAGGAGGUGGAGGAGCUGACCGAGAGCGGCGAGGUCAUGGACGCCCACGGCGAGGAGGAGGGCGAGGAGGACGAGGACAAGGUCGCCGACGUCAUCCCCAAGCCGCUCUGGAAGCCACCGCCUGUCAUCCCCAAGGAGGAGAGCCGCUCGGGCACCAACAAGUACCUGUACUUCGUGUGCAAUGAGCCGGGCCGGCCGUGGACCAGGCUGCCACACGUCACGCCCAGCCAGAUCGCGCAGGCCCGCAAGAUCAAGAAGUUCUUCACCGGCUACCUGGACGCGCCCGUCAUCAGCUACCCGCCCUUCCCGGGCAACGAGGCCAACUACCUGCGGGCCCAGAUCGCGCGCAUCUCGUCGGCCACGCACAUCAGCCCCCUGGGCUUCUACCAGUUCAACGAGGAGGAGGGCGACGAGGAGGAGGAGGGCGGUGCAGGGCGAGACUCCUUCGAGGAGAACCCGGACUUUGAGGGCAUCCCCGUGUUUGAGCUGGUGGACUCCAUGGCCAACUGGGUGCACCACAUGCAGCACAUCCUUCCGCAGGGCCGCUGCACUUGGGUGAACCCUUUGCAGAAGAAGGAGGAGGAGGAGGAGCUGGGGGAGGAGGAAGAGAAGGCCGAUGAGGGGAUGGAGGAGGCGGAGCAGGAGAUCGGGCCCCCUUUGCUGACGCCACUCUCAGAAGAUGCAGAGAUCAUGCACAUGCCACCCUGGACCGCCCGCCUGUCCUGCUCCCUCUGCCCGCAGUACUCCGUGGCGAUCGUGCGCUCCAACCUCUGGCCGGGGGCCUAUGCCUUCGCCGUCGGCAAGAAGUUUGAGAACGUGUACAUCGGCUGGGGCCACAAGUACAGUCCAGACAACUUCAACCCGAUGCUGCCACCGCCCAUCCAGCAAGAGUACCCCAGCGGCCUGGAGAUCAUGGAGAUGAGCGACCCCACGGUGGAGGAGGAGCAGGCCCUGAAGGCUGCCCAGGAGCAGGCCCUGGCGGCUGCGGAGGAAGAGGAAGAGGAUGAGGAGGAAGAUGAAGACGAGGACCCCGAGGACUGAGGCCUGACAGACCCCUCCCCCAACCAGCCAACCACUCGGUCGUCUCCGGCACGAAGGCCACGCCCACCUUCUCGCCCCGCCCGGAGACCCAGGACCGUUACCCGAGCGACAGCCGGGCUGGUCCCUCCUCCCGGCCCCGUUGCCAAUCAAGGAGACGUCGUCG
Molecule: messenger RNA, 2329 nt
Organism: Myotis myotis
Lineage: Eukaryota; Metazoa; Chordata; Mammalia; Chiroptera; Vespertilionidae
Gene: RSPH6A
Product: radial spoke head 6 homolog A
Exons: 7
Coding region: 79-2166 (695 amino acids)
Biological process (GO): cilium movement involved in cell motility; axoneme assembly; cilium assembly
Cellular component (GO): radial spoke; axoneme
Source: RefSeq, a predicted model, not a curated record